AUGCUGUGUCGACGUGUCCUCACACUUCCAAUUCAAUUAUCUAGGCUCUACUCAUUACAAGCCUCCUGUCAACAACGCGCUCGCUCGGCCCCGUAUCCUAAGCGUACCCACAACUGCGGCUCGCUGACUGCUCGAGAUGCCGGCUCUCGCGUAGUACUCGCUGGCUGGAUUCUUCCUGAGCGGAAGGGAAAGGCCAUAUCCUUCUUUCCCAUAAAAGAUUCACAUGGGACGACUCAGCUCAUUGUAAAUCAUGCAGAUAAUCCUGCCUCCUCCUCGAUCAUUUCAGAAAUUCCUGUCGAGUCUACGGUUCUGAUCGAAGGCACCGUUCUUUUACGCCCUUCAAACGCAAGGCGUUCUGAUCCUACAGGAGAAAUUGAUGUCCAAGUUGACAAAGUUACCUUGUUGAACCCAGCCACUAAUCUCCCCUUCCUCCCGUCGAACCCACAUAACCUGCCAAACGAGGAUUUAAGGAGCCGUCAUCGGUAUUUAGACCUCCGACGCACUGCCUUGUCUGAGAACAUUAAAAAGCGAAGCCAAGUUGCGCACCUUGUUCGCAAUAUCCUUCAUACUAUCGGAUUCACUGAAGUUGAAACACCUGUACUUCUCAGGUCAUCGCCUGAGGGUGCUAGAGAGUUUUUGGUGCCGACUCGUAUAAACACGGCAUCGCCCACCUCGCAGGAGCCUUUAUUCUACGCAUUGCAGCAAUCCCCCCAACAACCGAAGCAGCUGUUGAUUUGCUCUGGUGGCGUGGAUAAAUAUUUCCAAAUUGCCAAAUGUUUCCGUGACGAAGAUGGCCGCAAAGACAGACAACCGGAAUUCACGCAGAUUGAUCUCGAAAUGGCAUUUGUGUCAUGGUCUGGCGAUGAAAAGGGAACCUCAUGGAAAAUAGGGGGUGGUGAAGUUCGCGACGUUAUCGAAACACUGUUACGGGAGAUAUGGCAGCAAUUCGAGAAUGUCGCGCUUCCGCCUAGGUUAAGAGUUAUGACCUAUCAUGAUGCCAUGACACACUUCGGCUCAGAUAAACCUGAUACCCGUUUCGGGCUCGAGAUCACCGAUCUCACCGAUCUUUUACCUGCCAACCGAGCCUUAUCUAGAGAGAAUGAAGUCAUCGAAUGUAUCGUGGUUCGCGAGCCUGAAUUUAUAAAAGCCUCGCAUAGCUUCAAGCAUGAUUACGAUGUGGAACAUAUAACCCUUACUGAAGAGAAUCUACAAACCUGGCUUCUCGGGAGUGAUAGCGCAAGACAGAUACUAUCGCAAGAAGAUCAGUCAAUUGUUAACGAUGCUCUCAAAAUUAAAUCGGGAGAUGACGUUUGGUUGACCCGUCGUUCUCGAUUGCCGAAAGGUGGAUCCACAGUCCUCGGAAAGGUGCGCCUCGGCUUGGCCGAACUUGCCCAAUCUCAAGGCGAAUUCACACCUACAAAGGAUCCUCACUUCCUCUGGAUAACCGAGUUUCCACUCUUUACUCGUGAUGAUUCAGAUAAGGAUUUUCUGGCGAAAGGUCGAUGGAGUAGUUCCCACCAUCCAUUCACAGCGCCUAUGUGGGAGGACAUACCCACAUUGUAUCGAGGUGAUAUUGAAACCGUCCGUGGACAACACUACGAUCUCGUUUUAAACGGCGUUGAGAUCGGAGGUGGAUCUGUCCGUAUCCAUGACCCGCUCAUGCAAGACCACAUUUUCACCAAUGUCCUGCAGUUGAGUGAAAACGAGAAGACGCCGUUUAAUCACCUUGUGCGUGCUUUGCAUUGUGGCGCGCCGCCUCAUGGGGGUAUCGCGCUAGGAUUUGAUCGCAUCAUGACAAUGCUGUGUAACACGCAAUCCAUACGGGAUGUGAUAGCAUUCCCCAAAACGAGUCUAGGGACCGACCUUCUCUUCAAAAGCCCUGCUCCAGUUACAAGCCAAGUAUUGUACGAAUAUGGUAUCCAGCCGCGGUCUGCGACAUGA
Molecule: messenger RNA, 1941 nt
Organism: Laccaria bicolor S238N-H82
Lineage: Eukaryota; Fungi; Basidiomycota; Agaricomycetes; Agaricales; Hydnangiaceae
Exons: 13
Coding region: 1-1941 (646 amino acids)
Biological process (GO): aspartyl-tRNA aminoacylation
Cellular component (GO): mitochondrion; cytoplasm
Molecular function (GO): nucleic acid binding; ATP binding; aspartate-tRNA ligase activity
Source: RefSeq, a predicted model, not a curated record